AUGGAGAGCGUCGCGUGCCCACUUUGCUGCGAGGACAGGUUUUCCAACCAAGACCUAUUAAAAUAUCAUUUAUUAAGUUUGACCACAAAUAUUCAGUGUCCUUUCUGUGGAAAACAGUGCGAUGACAUCAACUCAUUGGUCGCACAUUUGGAUAAAAUUUGCACCGACAAGGAAGAUGAAGCUGAGAAAUCAAUGCAAGACAAUGAUGAAAUGAUCGUAGUGUAUCCAGAUGACGAUGAACCGGAACCAGAUAACGAAGUUGGAGAAUACGAUAACCUUGUGGGAGAAGAAGAUUAUCAGAAUGAUGAGCGGCAAACUGAAACUGAUGCAGAAACUGGAGUUAAGAAAUUUAUUGAAGAAUUUACAAUUGAUGAUCCGGCUAAAACAUUGCGUCCAUCAGAAACAGUAGAAACAGAAAUUCUCGAAGAAUCAAAUCUUUAUCACUGUUCUGAAUGCAAUAUAAAUUUCCCAUCAAUUGAAGAACAUAUAAAUAAUUGUCACAAAGGUCAAGAAGUUGUAUUUCAGGUAAAUGAAAAUGAUAACCCUAAUAAUACAUUAAAAGAUAUUCCUGGUACCAUUUGUGAACAAAAUCCUGAGAGGGGAACUUGGAUCAAAUGGGGAAAUGGCUACUUUUUUACAAACCAUAAAGAUGUGGCAAUGAAGCAUUUGGUUAAUAUUAAAUCAGAAGAAACAACAACUAUGAAAACUAUUUCAGAAGAUUUUGUUGAUGUAAUAAAAGAUGAAAAUACAAAAAUUAAAAGCGAAGCGUAUCAAAAUCAUACUAGCAUGUUUUCUUCUAAUAUUUAUUCAAAUCAUUGUAUCACGGAUUCAUAUGGUGAUCGGUAUUUUGAUAUUCCCAUUUAUUUACUUCAUCAAGUAGCUGUAGCUGAUAAAGUUAAUGAUUAUUUCCAAGUCGAAGCCCGUAAAUUAAGUUUCAAGAAGCGAAUCCGUGUUAUACGAUUAAAAUCUGAUAUUAAUCAAUUUGAUAUUGAGCAAAUAUUAUUUCAAAAUAAACCAACUAAUUGCAACAUUAUUCCAAUUUUAGAAAAAUCAUCUGAAUGUAAUGAUUACUCUCAAUUAGAAAAUUUGGAGAAUUGUUUAUUGUUAACUUGGAAGUGUAUAGCAUGUAAUGUUAAAUCUGACCAUUGGUCCAAGUUAAACAAACAUAACUGCAUAGAAGAUGAUGCAACAACACCUAAAUCUAAAAAAAAUGUUGAUAGCAAAAAUCCAGCUAUUCGUAAUAAUAGUCGCACAGUUCCUAAUGUUCGAUCAAAACAUAUUUGUCCACAUUGUGGUGGAGAAUUUGAUUCAGAAGGUUAUUUAAGAACACAUCUUAUGGUACAUGUGAAUGAUUCAAAUAAAUGUCCAUUUUGUGAUCAACCAGUAGCACCUGAAAUGAUGGACACACAUUUAAUUGCUCAUCAAAAUCCUGAAUUUUCUAAUCUAAAAUUUUUAUGCAAUACAUGUAAUAAAUGUUAUGAUUCGGAAUUUCGUCUCCGGUGUCAUCAAAGAGCACAUGAAAUGCGACGUAAACCACGUGAAAUAUUAAUUUGUGAUGUUUGCGAUGCUACUUUUAUUGAUAAAAACUCUUUGAAACAUCAUGCCAUCACACAUAUUGAACCUCCUGAACGUUUACGCCGAUUACACGAAUGUCGUUUCUGUGGAAAAACUUUUGUUAAACCUAUUGAAAAAGUAAACCAUGAAAGAGUGCACACUGGCGAGAAACCUUUUGCCUGUCCGGUAUGUGGCCGUUGUUUCAGACUCAAGGAUCUCGUACAAAAACAUAUGCGUGUACAUACCAAAGAACGCCCUUACAAAUGCCGUCAUGAAGGUUGUGAUAAAACAUUCAGUGCAUCAAGCAGUAGAGUUAAUCAUGAACAAGGCCAUUCCGGUAUCAAGCAGUUUAAAUGUUUUUAUUGUCCUAGAUAUUUUAAAAAUUGGGUGUCAAGAAGUAAUCAUGUCCAAGAGCAUAUGGUUCAGCACAAAUGUGACAUUUGUGAUCGUUCUUUUGUGUCAUUUUGUAACUAUAAGAAACAUUUGAAAAUGCAUGCAGAGGGACGGCUCAAAUUCAGUUGUAUGCUAUGCCGUCAGGCAUUUGGAAGACAACUGUUUUUAGAUAAUCAUCUAAGUAAGGAACAUGAAAUGAAAUCAAAUAAAGAAGAAAACAUAAUUGAAUAAUUUUUAAUUUUAUAUAAAAAAUAUUAUAAAAUUCUAGUGAAAAUAACUAAAUAUAAUUUGUUCAACAAGCUAGUUUUGCAAGUAUAAAAAUAUAAAUAAUUUAUUAACUAAAAUGAAAUAAUUAUUACAAGAUUUGUACAAUUAUAAAUUUGUUUUAACUAAUUAACAAGUAAUAAUAAAUGUAGUGCAAGUUAUAGUUUAUCUUAAAUUACUUAAAUGCAACACUUUUUAGUAUAAUUAGAUAGAUGAGAUUUCAAAUAUAUUUUUAAUAAUAAGAUAUAAAAUAAAAAAUGUCGUUAACUAAAAGGUCAGUAUAAUAAUAAAAAAUAUAAACCGUAAAUACUAAACAAUUAAGGAUUGCACUAGAUGUUACUUAACAAAAUAUAGAUUUCCCUGUUAAAACAUAAAUCAAGUGCAUGCUUUCAUUGACUAGUACAUAAUGGAAAUUAAAAAUUUUAAAUUGGCCCCCUUGAAGUAUAGCACAUUAGGAUUGUUCUUAAAUAUAUAAUAAACUAUAGUGGGAUUAAAAUGAUUACCGAACAUAGCAAGAUACUGACUCAUCUGAACUAUCAGUGAAACUUAUGUCUGAAUCAUCGUGAUAUGGCCUAGUCGCAGAAUCUGCAAAUUAAUUUACAAUUUUCGUUAUUAAAUUAUUAUAUUUUGCAUAGAUACAAUAAAUUGAGAUAUCAUAAAAAUACAUAGAUACCAUAAAAUUAAUAAUAACUAUUAGUAAAUUCAUAGUUUAAAGUUAAGAGAAUUGUUAGUAAAUAGUUAUUAAAUUUACAUCAAAAUAAUUAAAACAUAUUAGCUGUAAACUCUUGAAGCACUAAUCUCAGAAUUGUAUAUUUAAAAUUUAUAUUUCAUUGAAAAAUAAAGGCAAUUCUAUCCAGUUUAAAAUCUAUGUAAAUCUAAAUGCUUUAAAAAUUGUAUUCUAUUUAUUUAUAAAAUAAUGUAAAGCUAAAAGCUAUAAAAUAAAUACAUAUACUAUUUUAUUGCAUGGUAUAGUUCAGAGGUGGCCAACCGGUCAAUCACAAGAUGAAUUUAAGCCAAUUGCGACACCCUUUUGCAUUUUCUUGAAUUUUUGAAUUUUUUUCAAAAAACAAAUAAAAAAUUUUUUUUGUAAAUUUGUGCAUCUUUGUAUAUCCCACAAAUAAAAUAUAUUUAUAUAUAUAUAUAUUUUUUUUUUUGGUCAAUUGCAACAACCUAGAAAAACUGGAAAGGUCAAUCGCAAGUCUAUUAAAGUUGGCCACCCCUGGUAUUUCAAAAUAAUAAAUAUAAAUAGUGCACAAUAUGUAAUAAAUUAAAUACUGGAUAUAUGUUUCAAGAAACUAAAAUAAAAUAAAUUUUUAUCUUGCAGACUAUA
This is a messenger RNA of Rhopalosiphum padi (bird cherry-oat aphid), 3541 nucleotides long. Its product is annotated as zinc finger protein 286A-like. The record is from RefSeq and is a predicted model, not a curated record. The transcript is spliced from 6 exons. The coding region runs from base 1 to 2178 and encodes 725 amino acids. NCBI's taxonomy places the organism in Eukaryota, Metazoa, Arthropoda, Insecta, Hemiptera, Aphididae.